AUGGCUCAUAACGCAGCAAUAUCAGAAACAAAGUUCGCGGAACGAAAGCAACUCUGUAGAUGGAAAAAAUCACUGUUCGAGCCCCAAACGCUGUGUCUCCACUUCUACAGCGCUUAUCCGAACAACGUCGAGAACAAUCGGACUAGCUCCAAUACCGCCAAUGGAGCUGUUUUGACUGCUUACACGUCGACGCAGGAGCGUUCUCUGAUGGCUCUUGCGCUUUCACAUCUUCCUCCCGCAACAGCCUCAAGUAGCCUUAUGAUCCAAGUUCCUAACGUCACACCUGCUGGUGAGACUUAUACAGUGCCUCCUACUCUGCCAAAUUUUGCUACUGUCCUUCCGAUUCUCCCGGAAAAUAUUGUGGUCUUGGCUUCUGCUACUUCUGAAGAAACAGUGCACUUGAGUCAGUCAUUAUACCAACUUUCUGCUUCUCAUGUCAUUCACGUCUUCAACCAUUUUAGCUCGUCUGGCGACUGGACUCCACUAACCCACCAACUAUCCACUCUCACCGUACCACACCUUCGCAGACUCAGAUGUAUAUUUCUCAAUAAGACUCCUUCAAGGAGUUUUGUCGCCACCCUUAUUCCCGAGGUCGAAGAUCUGGUACCUGCUAUAAUGAAGAAGCCGAGGCCUUUUACCACACCUAGCACGAUGCUUCCGAACCUCCCCGUACUUGUCGAACGCGCUCUUUCCAUGAGCUGGGCCCUCUACAAUGAGACGAUCCUGAAGACCCAUUCAGAUCUCAAGUAUGCUAAACCCCGUUCCACAAUUUUCCUUGUCAGUACAUGCUCAGCAGAAGAGUUAUUCUCAAAUCUCCCGGGCCAGGUUACCACGCUUAUCGUAGAGAGGGAACUUCGUCCCUUCAUAAUCAACGUCCCAGAUGUCACGGACAACUUGACAAGCGCCAUUGGUCAAGUCCAGGAUGUCAUCUCAAACGUUGUUUCUUAUCUGGCUUUUAUGAAGAUGUACUUCGGCGCAGCCCCUACAGAGGAGAAUGUGUCCACGUUUGCAGCCGGAUCCUACGGUGAGACCGUUGAAGGUGACGCAUUGGAACAGGCGCUUUUUAUCAAAGCACCCGCAGAAAAGAAACCUGUUGAACUGAAGGAAUUUGAAUCCAAUCCGAUUACAGUGAAACACCAUGAAAGUGAUACCGUAGUCAAUGCAGCUCGUUUGGGCACAUGGCACGAUGCGGCUAAACAUUUGCUCUUCCCACCCAUCUUCGCUGCUCCCACUAAGUCUACAGACGAAGAGUUCCCGCAGUACCCUUCGCUGCGUCUUGAAUUUCCUGAGCGUACUUUCCUUGUCACGUGCAUCGUCAACCGUUGUUGA
Messenger RNA from Lentinula edodes (shiitake mushroom), 1329 nucleotides. RefSeq lists its product as uncharacterized. The transcript has 3 exons. NCBI's taxonomy places the organism in Eukaryota, Fungi, Basidiomycota, Agaricomycetes, Agaricales, Omphalotaceae. The record is from RefSeq and is a predicted model, not a curated record. The coding region runs from base 1 to 1329 and encodes 442 amino acids. Gene Ontology annotation, molecular function: oxidoreductase activity.